AGCGAUUUCGGGACGUGGCACCACCCCUGUAGGUGUAUUCGGUUGAAAAUGAGCGGCUACACAGGAUGCCUCGGUACACAUUAACAGCCACGUAGUUGGAAUUUCUUAUUCUGUGAUUUGUCCAUUACAAGUUUAGCCAUGGUCUGGUGUUCAGUGCCUGGAUGUGCAGAUUACAAGAAAGCGCAGACUGCUGGUGUAACAUUUCAUCGGUUACCUGCCGGAGAUAUUCCUCGUAGCAUACAGUGGCUGGUGGCAAUAAGAAACGCUGCCUACAACGUAAAUACUCCAGUGGAGAAAUAUCCAAAUGUCCGUGUUUGUAGCCAGCACUUUAAGCCGGAGGACUUUGAAACAGACAUGAAGUCUCAAUUGAUGGGUUUGCCAGGUCGUCGGACGUUGAAAAGUGAUGCUAUUCCAUCAAUUUUCCCCUUCACUUCAAAGAGAAAGGCAUCGGAUCAGACAGUAUCAGCGCAGCAGAAAAGAAUCAAAGCAGGGACUCGUAGUCCAUCAUCUGCAGCAGCAUCGACAUCAAGCGCAGUACAAGGGAAUAGUACCAAACCUGAUGCGGAUGAUGACGUCAACACCAGCUUCAGCAGUGCAGAUCAUGUAGACAUACUUGAUGAAAGCUUUUGGCUGGGAACAAAAUCAUCAUCCCACUCGGACGAGGGAAAGACUUCACGGCCCCGACAAGAGCCGAAGUGCAUAGUGUUGGAGUCCAAGGUCAUGGAGCUCAUGAAGUUCUGUCAGACGUGCGGACGGUCAAUUACCUCCACAGACAUUUCACACAUCGGGACCAUGAUGAAAGUGAAGUGGGGCUGUAAUGGCGGACACACGGGGACGUGGACCUCGGGCCCCGACGCUUCUUGCUGUCCAAGAGCGUAGUGGGGGAAAAAAUGUGGGGAAAUGAAGUCAUUGGUGCGUGAUACGGUGCUCCAUAUCACACCCCUUGGAGUCAGCUCGUUGGUGGAAGAGGGAUUUUAGCACACUUCCCUGGCUUAUUUGUUGGCCAGUGCUUCACCUAAUCGUCGGCUGAUAAGAGCGCCUACAGGACAACUGUGAGCAUUCCCACACAACAACACACUAGGGCACUCAACUCUGACCCUAGGAGUUCCGGAGCCUGCUGGUUUCCCGUUCCACCUCAUUCUUAAUAGCACUCACCUGGUGUUUUAGGUCUAAAUGAAUACCUGAUUAGAGGGUUGGAAUGAGAAAGCCGGAGUGGAAUUGGUCAGGGAGGUGACUAAGAAUCAGAUGGACACACUGACAGAGCUCAAGUGUGGGAGAAUCUUCCUGAAGAGUGGCCAGACGGAAGCCACUCCUCAGUAAAAGGCACAUCAGCCCUCUUGGAGUUGCACAUAAAGGCACAUAAAGGACUCUCAGACCUUGAGAAACAAGAUGCUUUGGUCUGAUGGAACUCGUUGGCCUGAAUGCCAACCGUCACAUCUGGAGGAAACCAGGCACCCAUGAAGAUGAGUCAAGAUCGAGGGAAAGAUGAACAGAGUGAAGUUUUUUGAUAAAAGCCUGUUCCAGAGCGCUCAGGGCUUCAGACAGGAAAUUACCUUAAGCACACAUCCAAGACUAGGCACUAUUGGCUUUGGGCUUCGGUCAUUCUGUGAGUGUCCUUGAAUAACCCAGCCAGAGCCUGCAACAGAAACUGAUUGAACCCUGGAGAGACCUAAAUAUGGCUGUGCAGGCAGUGUUCCCCAUCAUACCUGACAGCUUGAGGAUCUGCCAAGAGGAAUGGGAGGAACUCCCCAAAUUCACUUGUACCAAGCUUGUAUCCAACAGGACUUAAGGCUGUAAUUGCUGAAUACCUAUGUAAAUAUAUACAUUUGCAAAAAUG
Messenger RNA from Esox lucius (northern pike), 1837 nucleotides. RefSeq names its product THAP domain-containing protein 4. Bases 139 to 879 code for a protein of 246 amino acids. The transcript is spliced from 3 exons. NCBI's taxonomy places the organism in Eukaryota, Metazoa, Chordata, Actinopteri, Esociformes, Esocidae. The record is from RefSeq and is a predicted model, not a curated record.